AUGGGCAAAUCCGGCGGCAGCAAGGCGCAGCAGCACAAGCCGCCGUCGGCGAAGCGCAAGGCCGACACGCACUUCACCACCAUCGCGGUCGCGGCGGCAAUCUCGAGCGCGCUCGCGGCAACGAUUCUGCCGUGCUGGCUCUCAAACCCGCUGCAGCCUCCGCCGGAGCGGAGAGAGGGCGUGGUCGCCGGCCACGGCUCCGCGGGCGCACGCACCAUCGCCGAGCCCGCCCGGCCGCCAAAGGACAGGCGGCUCGUGCAUGCCGUCCAGCAGGGCAACGCCGAGCUCGUCCGAGCGCUGCUCAAGUCCGGAGCCUCUCCUCAGGCCCGUGAGUCGACCGGGCUGACCGGACUGCAUCGCGCUGUCGCGGCCGGGAGCGUGGGCGUGGUCCGUGUGCUGAUCGAGUUUAACGCCUCGUUGGAGGCGCUCGACGCGCACAACCACGCGACGCCGCUCGACUUUGCGGCGGACACAUUCUCCCCCGAGGCGAGCAAAGAGCACCUCGACCGGCAGCUGGAGAUUGCUCGACUCCUCGUAGAGGCGGGCGCUAAGGUGGAGGCGGCGACGCUGGGGCGACUGCUACGGAAGCCGCUGCUGGCCGCCUUCCUCUUUGACCGCGCGCCACGUGCCGCGCUCUACGCAGGCCGGUCGGCUGCGAACUGGCUGCGGAGCCUCGCCGAGCGAUGCAGUUUCGCGGACGAGAGAGAGGACGAGGUGGAGAAAGCCACGGCGGCCUCGCUGCUCGAGGCCUUCAUGUCGGGCGACCCCGGCCUCGAAAGCUUCGCUAGCGGAGCGCUUUGGAGCUUUGCCGCCGCCGCCGUCGGGCGGCGCUCGUGGCGGCAGGCUGCGCUUGCGUGCGAAGCGGCGGCCGCCGCCAUUGACGCGCCAAACGCCUCGGCGGCAGACGGCUGGAUUGAGGCGCAGCAGCUGGCCAUCUUGGCUUGGCAAGCCGCGGGCGAGCUCGAGGGCAUUCUCAGGGCGAGAGCCGCGUACACAGCGGUGGUGCACCGGGUGCCUCCGCACGACUGCCGAGGAGGCAGCGACAGCACCGGCGGCAGCGGCGUUGGGGCGGUGCCCGUUUGCCGAAGCGAGGCGAUCGGGCUGACGGAUUUUGGGCAGGCUUGGACUCCCGGCUUGAUUGGGCACGAGACGACCGCGCGAGCCAAGGGCGCGGCGGCCGCGCGAGGCUUCGCGACGAGGAGGCACCGGCUGCGGCACGACGCAGAACAGCUCGAGUACCUGCUUGGGGCCGUCGGCAAUGGCAGCCUGCGGCAGAGCGGGCUGACGGAGGCUAUGCUGCGCGCCACGCUUCACAGCCACGAGAGGCUGCUCGACGCGCUGCCGCGCGAGGAGGCGACGGCGCCGAGAGCGCGCGCGGGCGAGUCGCUCGACGAGUGGCUCUCGAGGCGGCAGGCCGAGGCGCACACGAUUGGCGCGGUCGUCCUCUCGCCGGCCCAGUUCGGCGAGAUCAAGCACUGGCACAACCGGCUGGCGCACGUGCACGACGCUCAGCUCUCGCCAGGCGAGACCGUCCUCGGCGCGACAUCGCGCGCGCUCGCAGAGGCUCAGGCGACCUACGGCUCCGCGUCCCCUUCGGUGGCGGUCGUGGACGGGCUGCUGUCGGCCGCCGCGCUCGAAGCCGCGCUCGAGUUUGCGAUGCGAUCCACCGUGUGGUGGGACUCGAAGGCAGGCUACCUCGGCACCUACGCGCGUGCCGAGGGCGGCACCUUCUCGGGCGGCGAGCUGGCGCACUUCCAGCUGAUCGAGCCUACCGUGGCCGAGCUUCGGCGGGCGAUGCCGCGCGUGCUCUGCUCGCACCGCCUCACCGCGACGUGGAUGUACAAGUACGAUGACGAGAUGCAGGCUGGCAUCAACAUCCACGCGGACGAGGCCGCCGUCAACCUGAACAUCUGGCUCACCCCCGACGAGGCGCUCUCCGCGGCCGACAGCGCGGAGGGUGGGCUCGUCGUCUACACGGAGAAGCCGCCCGCGAGUUGGACGGGCGCGCAGCGCAACCACGGCGGUGACAACGAGGCGGCGCGUCGCCGCCUUUUGGAGGAGAGCGGCUUCCGUAACGUGACGGUGCCGUAUCGGCAGAAUCGGCUCGUCGUCUUCGAGUCGGACCUCUUCCAUCGCAGCGGGCGGGUGGCCUUCAAGCCGGGGUACCGCAACCGCCGCAUCAACUGGACGCUGCUCUUUGGGAGGCGCGGCGAUCGAUGCGUGCUGCCGCGCAGCCGGACCGCGUCGUCGCCGUGA
This is a messenger RNA of Emiliania huxleyi CCMP1516, 2256 nucleotides long. RefSeq lists its product as hypothetical. The record is from RefSeq and is a predicted model, not a curated record. Gene Ontology annotation, molecular function: protein binding. The transcript has a single exon. The coding region runs from base 1 to 2256 and encodes 751 amino acids. NCBI's taxonomy places the organism in Eukaryota, Haptophyta, Isochrysidales, Noelaerhabdaceae.